AUGUCCCCCAACCCAAUAUAUACAUACACACUUAUACAAAAGCAGAUCGAUCACCUUCACUGCAUUUUCCUCCUCACACUUGGUAUACUAGCCAGUCAAGAAUAUAGCUGGAUGAAGCGUUCCAAUCCAGCAGACGACGAGGAAGAGAUGGCGGAGAUGGUGCAGCCGCCUCCUCCAGCAGGGGACAAGAUCGUCGACGAUCCGGCCGAGCGGUCGUCGUCGUCACAUCCGGGAAAGCCAGUUUGCUGGAAGGCAACCACGAGCGGCGGUGUCGGAGUGGUCGUCGGCACCCUUUUGCUCCUUGUUUUGCUCGUCCGAACCGAAUGGAACCAGCUAGACAUUGAUUACUAUUCGUCUCUCCUGGGAACCGGCGGCGGCAGGGUCAGUCGGCAUGGACGCGCUCCUUCGCGCACCCGCUCAUCCACUGCGCCCCUUAUACCCAUACCAUUCAGCUGUGGUAACAAUGAGACUGCAGGCCCGGAUCUGUGCCGCCGCAGCGCACCAUCAGCUCCAGCACCGUCACCGUCGUCAUCAUCCUCAUCACAGCCGCCGCCGUUGUGCCCGGACUACUUUCGGCACAUCCACACGGACCUCGAGCCGUGGCGCAAAACAGGAAUCGAGCAGCAACUGGUGCUGCGCUCCCGGCGCUGGGCGAUGUUCCGACUGGUGGUGGUGUCCGGGCGCGCCUACGUACAUAAGUACCGCCGCCCGUCGUACCAGACGCGAGACAUCUUCACCGAGUGGGGCAUCUUGCAGCUGCUCGCGCGCUACCCCGGCCGCGUCCCGGAUGUCGAUAUGAUGUUCGCCACGGGCGACGUGAUCGAGGUGCGCGCCGCCAACUACCAGAACAAUCCCGCCUCCGCGCCGCCGCUGUUCCGCUACUGCAAGGACGUGACGCAGGAGGUGGCCAUCCUCUGGCCGGAUUGGUCCUUCUGGGGAUGGCCAGAGAUCAAUGUCCGUCCAUGGGCGCCGCUCAUGGAGGGCUUCGUCCGGGAGAACGAGCGCCUGCCGUGGGCGGACAGGGAGCCCUACGCGUUCUGGAAGGGCAACACCGUGGGGCUUCCGGUGCGCCAAGACCUGUACAAGUGCAACAACGACUCGGCCACCGGGAAGGAGUGGAACGCGCGGCUAUUCAAGCAUCACUGGAGCAGUGUGAAGGGCGUUACCGAGAAGGAGAAGAAGGAGACGAGCAUCCUGGACCAGUGCCGGUACAGGUACAAGAUCUAUGUGGCAGGGCGGGCCUGGUCGGUGAGUGAGAAGUACAUCCUCGCGUGCAACUCGCCCAUGUUGACACUCCAGACCAACUACCAGGACUUCUUCUCGCGGGGGCUCGUCGCAGGCAAGCACUACUGGCCCAUCGACAAUGCCAGAAAGUGCCCUGCCAUCAAGUCCGCCGUCGACUGGGGCAACGCCCACCCGGAGGAGGCACAGCGCAUGGGACGGGAAGGCAGCGGCUUCGCCAAGACGGAGAUGGACAUGGACCACGUGUACGAGUACAUGUUGCACGUGUUAACGGAGUAUGCUGCGCUGCUCCGGUAUAAGCCCUAUGUGCCAAAGGGGGCCGUGGAGAUCUGCCCCGAGUCCAUGGCGUGCCCUAGGACCGACCGCGAGAGGGAGUUCAUGAUGGAGUCCAGAGAGAAGUACGUAUCUGCCCAAGAGCCGUGCACGCUGCCGCCGCCGUUCACCGAGGAUGAGCUUCGGGAGAUGAACGUCAGGGAAGAGGACGUGCGAAGCAAAUUAAUCCAAAUGGAAGGACACUAG
Molecule: messenger RNA, 1761 nt
Organism: Lolium rigidum
Lineage: Eukaryota; Viridiplantae; Streptophyta; Magnoliopsida; Poales; Poaceae
Exons: 2
Coding region: 1-1761 (586 amino acids)
Source: RefSeq, a predicted model, not a curated record